Molecule: messenger RNA, 4391 nt
Organism: Bactrocera oleae (olive fruit fly)
Lineage: Eukaryota; Metazoa; Arthropoda; Insecta; Diptera; Tephritidae
Source: RefSeq, a predicted model, not a curated record
AAUUCUUUGCGAUAGCAUGUUUUUAUCUUUUCUCUUGAGCCAUUUAUAGAAGAGCGUAACAGGGCAUAGUUCUCUUUAAGUAAUUCAUCAUUAUUAGUUCGUAUAUUUUUUGUCUAGCCGGUAAACGCCAGCUUUUGCACUCAUUUUGCACCCCCGCGUAAAAGAAAUGAGCUAAUCGUGCAAUGCUCUGGAGCGUCUUCACUGCGAGAGUGAGUUUAGUCAUACAAAAAUUGCGCCACUUUCGAAGCCAAGUACCCGUACGGCUGACUAUUAUCAGCAGCGUGCACAUGGUGUUGACAUUUCUGGGAAGGGGAGCAGUAAUAUACAUAUGUACAUUUUUAUAUAUUAAUAUAAAUUUAGCUGGGUGUGUGUAUAUUUCUAAGAAAUACAAUAGUAUGUGUCAUAUUUGCCCGCCAAGACACUUACGCACCUUGUGCAUACUUACAUAUGUACAUACAUAUAUGAAAAAUGCAGGGAUUUUCUAGUUUGGGUAUUCUCACACCUUGCACAUAAAUUUUAUUUAUUUAAGAUUAGAAUUUUAUGACCUUUUCUCGUAUAAAAAUUUUUUAAUGCACGACUUGAAAGCUCUUAAAGGUGAUAUCACACAAAUCUAUGAUGGAGAAUGCAGGCAUAGCGGAGAGUUUAGUGGAGAUUGCAUAGCGUCAUAAUAUUAUUACUUGUGCGUAAUAGCGUAAUAAUAUUAUUACUUUUAGCUUAUUGCUAACUGUAAUCAAGUUUUUCAAUGCCCACAUAUGUAAAAAAUGAAAAAAAAAACACGUGGCCAAGUAAAUCAUACAUUUAUCGCAAUUACUUUUUUGGUUUGUUGUAUGUUUUUAAUUAUCAUAAUAAACUAAUCAAAUAAUUACAUUUCAAUUGAACACCUGCAAAUUGAAGAGUAAUAUACAUUUUGAGAGGCUAGUGGACUUUGAGCAAGACUAACGAACUUUAAGAAAACUAACGAACUUUGAACCAAUGCAUCUCUAAUGAGAAUAUAAAAAUGAAAAUUUAAUUAAAAAAUCAAUGCGUAAACAUUUUUUUAUUUGUCUACUAUGCAUUUUGUUAAAAUUAAAUUAAAAUUUAAUUUUAUAAUUCUGGAUUCGAUACACUUUUUAGUCUUUGAAGCCAUUUCUUUCUAAUUUAUUAAAUUAUAAAAUGGCAAAUUGAUUAGAAAAAUAAUUUAAAGGUAGCAUUUACGAGUAACAACAACGCGAGGGCUUGCCUUCUGAUCUGAAAUAUAUAAACAUUUCAAUAUGUAUAAGUAUUUGCAUACGGCGACUACUGUGCAAUAUAUUAUUGUGCGAAACUGGGCCACACAGCUGUGCAAAAUUAAACAAGAGUAGAAUUUCAAUUUACAUUAGGAAGCAUUUAGCCAUAAGCGUACGCUCUCACGCAUUUCAAAGUAGUGACGCUCUACUUGAGCGCUUUUAGGUUAACUUAUUGAGUGCCGGCUAUGCUUAGAAACACUCAAAGCGUUAAUAUUAUAUGACAGAAAAAUGCCUCCCUUUGAUGCUUUGCCACGAAAGCACUGCACCACCCCUGAAAUGCUACUCACUACUAGAGUUUAGUUAGUUGAACGGCAGGCGACAACGUGUGUGCUUAACAGUAUAGCUGAAUGGCUGGCAAAUUUAAGGAAAAAAUACUAUCGAAAACAAAGUGCAUAAGUUGAAUGAAAAUUUCAGCGAAAUAGCGGUUUAAUUAAGAAACUACAAACCAAAUAAUUUACUACAUAAUAAUAUAUCAAAAAGUAGGAAAAACACGUGAAACCCGCAGACUAAAAGAUUAUUGGGCGAGAGUUUGAAAAAAAUCGAUUUUUGUGCGUGAGCAAGACACGGACAAAGUGCGCGCAAGGCGGCGAAGCUUUUUAAAAAUACAUACUUUUCACACAUACGCGCACACAAAAACAAAGAGACGCACGUAAACACAAGCCAAUUGCAUUUUAAUAGCGGAAUUUCGGAAACUAUACCAAAACUGUGUUAUAAUUAAGAAUGGAGACAGAAAAUAUACGCUUCAAACCGCUGCCUCAAGCCCCCCGCUGCGGUAGUCACAGCGCCGAUGAAUGCAGAAAUAACAACUGCAGCGGUAAACUCGGCGACGCCAACGGACCGGUCGCUGCGCCCGCCACUGUGCUGCUGGAUAAGCGCUUCUCGCGGCAAGUGCAGGGUGUGUAUCCGCAGAGACGUCAGGACGUGCUGAAGUGGUACGGCUGGGGCUACAAAGAUUCACAGUUCUUUGUGGACAAUGGCAUCAUCGGCUUCAAGGGUGACAAAUAUCCACUUGAAGGCUGCAUGUUGCCCUACUUCACCGAAUGGGUUUACGGUAAAUUCAAUUUACGUAUCGAGAAAAAUAUACCGUCUCCGAAAAUGCCUACCGAGUUUCCAGCUCCCACCGUGAAUGCGCCCUUCUUGCGUGAACUCGAGGCGACAAAGCUGACAAGCUCGCAGUCUGGUGAGGAUCGUCUCAUUCGUUGUCACGGCCAGACGCUGCAUGAUAUCUACAAUCUUUGGCGCAAUGAAUUUAAACGUAUUCCCGACAUAGUCGUCUGGCCGCACAGUCAUGAGGAUGUGGUGCGGCUUGUGGCGCUCGCCAAUAAGUAUAAUGUUGUGAUUAUACCUUAUGGCGGUGGCACCUCUGUCUCUGGCUCAAUUACAUGUCCGCAAGGUGAGCAACGUAUGAUCUGCGUGUUGGAUACGUCACAGAUGAAUGGCAUGCUGUGGCUGAACAAAGCUAAUUUGACUGUGUGCUUUGAGGCGGGCAUUGUGGGACAGGAUUUGGAGCGUGAAUUGCAUAAGCUCGGAUUGACGGUGGGUCAUGAACCGGACAGUUAUGAGUUCUCCACACUCGGUGGUUGGGUGGCGACACGCGCCUCCGGCAUGAAGAAGAACGUCUAUGGCAAUAUUGAGGAUUUGGUGGUGCGUGUGCGUAUGGUUACCGCGUCUGGUGAGGUGCUGGAGCGUGAGUGCAUGGCGCCGCGUGUAUCAUGCGGUCCGGAUUUCAACCAUGUGAUAAUGGGCUCCGAGGGCACACUGGGCGUGGUAACUGAGGUGGUACUGAAAGUGCGACCACUACCCGCCGUUAAACGUUAUGGCUCACUCGUUUUUCCCGAUUUCGAGAGCGGUGUGCAAUUUAUGCGAGAAGUUGCUCGCCGCCGCUGCCAACCGGCAUCAGUACGGCUAAUGGAUAACGAACAAUUCAUUAUGGGGCAAACACUGAAGCCAGUAAGAGGAUGGUUGGCUGGUUUGGUUGAUUCAUUGAAGAAAACCUACAUCACGACUUGGAAGGGAUUGGAUUUAACGAAAAUGUGUGCGGCAACUUUGUUAUUUGAGGGUAAUGAGGAAGAUGUGCGACGAGAGGAGGCGCUCAUUUAUCAGAUUGCUAAGCAGUUUAAAGGAUUUCCGGCAGGUGGUGAAAAUGGCGAACGUGGCUACAUACUAACAUUCGUCAUAGCGUACAUAAGGGAUUUCGCAUUGAAGCAAGAAAUCGUUGCAGAGUCCUUUGAGACAUCUGUGCCAUGGGACCGCUGCAGUACGUUGUGUCGGAAUGUAAAACGCCGUUUGGAAGCGGAAUGUCACAAGCGUAGUAUUAAAAACGUCAUCAUAUCCUGUCGCGUAACACAGACCUAUGAUGCUGGCGCCUGCGUUUACUUCUACUUCGGCUUUAGGCAUACCGGCAUUGCCGAUCCUGUCGACACAUUCGAACAGAUUGAGAUGAGUGCGCGCGACGAGAUACUCGCCUCGGGCGGCUCGCUGUCACAUCACCAUGGUGUUGGUAAAAUACGCAGCAAAUGGUACCAGAGUAUUGUUUCCAAAUCCGGCAGUGCACUGUAUCUGGCGGCGAAAAGACAACUCGACCCGAAAAAUAUUUUCGCGGCUGGAAAUUUGCUGACCGAGGAGCAGUGGCUGGAGGAGAGCAAAAAGUGUGGCGAAAAAGUGGCGCCGCAACAAACCACCGUUGAGUCAAGUUCAUUAGUUAAGGCGAAACUAUAAAGUUCGAAAAACCAACUAAAUAACACCACUGAUAAGAGACAUUAGUUUAAUGUUGGCUUUAGUAAAAUAUAGUGGAAUUAACUCAUUUUUUACUUUUGUAUUAGCGCUAGUUUAGCAUGAGUAUUGUUGUACAUUAACUUAAUUUGCUUACUUAAUUAUUUAAUUAUUUAAUGUUUUGUUUAAGAACUUCAAUUCUGUCUUAUUGUAUGGAAUACACUGUUAUAAUGGGUGAUUUUCUAAUUCAAAACGUAUGGUUCAUACUUAUUACACUAGUUUACAUAAACUAAUUUUUAUUAUUCGUCUUCACUUGCAUAUUGAACGAUUACUCGUAUAUGCACGAUAAGAUAAGAAAAGGUGUUUGAAGUUUUCUAGUACGGAAAAAAUAUAAAAAUAUACCUGCUAUAAAAA